Messenger RNA from Mauremys reevesii (Reeves's turtle), 1080 nucleotides. Its product is annotated as H-2 class I histocompatibility antigen, Q9 alpha chain-like. Bases 1 to 1080 code for a protein of 359 amino acids. The transcript is spliced from 6 exons. Gene Ontology annotation, biological process: immune response. NCBI's taxonomy places the organism in Eukaryota, Metazoa, Chordata, Testudines, Geoemydidae. The record is from RefSeq and is a predicted model, not a curated record. Gene Ontology annotation, cellular component: external side of plasma membrane.
AUGGAGCUGCUGGUCCUGCUGCUGGUGCUGCUGGGGGCUGCGGCCAGCCCGGGAGGCGGCUCCGACCCAGACCCGCACGCGCUGCGCUAUUUCUACACGGCAGUGUCGGAGCCCGGCCCGGGGCUGCCCCCGUUCAUCACAGUCGGGUACGUGGACGAUCAGCUGUUCAUGGACUACGACAGCGAGCGGCGGAGCGCGGAGCCCCGUGCGGAGUGGAUGGCGCGGAACCUGGACACGCCGUACUGGGACGGGCAGACCCAGGGCUUACAGGGCUCACAGGUCGUGUUCCAGGCGGACCUGGACACCCUGCGCGGGCGCUACAACCAGAGCGGGGGAUUUCACACUCUCCAGCUGAAGUACGGCUGUGAGCGCCGGGAGGACGGCUCCACCGGGGGGUUUUUUCAGUAUGGCUACGACGGGCGAGACUAUAUCAGCUUCGAUAAGGACCAGGAGACCUGGGUGGCGGCAGAUGACGCGGCUCAGAUCACCAAACAGAAAUGGGAGGCUGACAGGAGCAUCGCUCAGAGAUACAGAGCCUACCUGGAGCAGACCUGCAUCGAGUGGCUGGGGAAGUACGUGGCGUACGGGAAGGAGACGCUGCAGAGGAGAGAGCCACCGCGGGUGCAGGUGAGCGACCGGCCGAGCCGGAACGGGCUCACCACCCUCUCCUGCCGGGUCCACAGCUUCUACCCGCGGAAUGUGGCCGUCGUGUGGCUGAAGAAGGGGGUGGCCAUGCAGCAGGAGACGAUGCAGUGGGGGGUCCUUCCCAGCGGGGACGGGACCUACCAGACCCGGGCCACCAUUGAGAUCGACCCCAGCAGUGAGACUGAUUAUACCUGCUGCGUGGAGCACCCCAGCCUGGCGGAGGAUCUGAGAGUGCCCUGGGUGCCCAAGUCCAACGUGAUGCUGAUUGUGGGUGUUAUUAUUGAGGUUCUCGUGCUGGUCGUUGCCAUCGCUGGAGCCGUUGUCUUCCUCAGCAGUGCGUGUCAGAUAAUCCCGGGGAGCCGGGGAAGGGCGACGGCUGGGGACGGCCUCGCAGAUUCCCACACGCUGAGGAACUGUGAGACCCAGAGUAACUAG